Messenger RNA from Caenorhabditis bovis, 327 nucleotides. The record is from the annotation of a GenBank genome assembly. NCBI's taxonomy places the organism in Eukaryota, Metazoa, Nematoda, Chromadorea, Rhabditida, Rhabditidae.
AUGGGAUCUCUUGAAGGACUUCGCAAUGAGUGCAUUGCUACUUGGAACGGUUUAGAAGAGAAUCUCGAACGCUAUCAGCAAGCACGCAAUCGGUAUGCAACUCUAGAGCAUCCACUCAUGCCGGACCUUCUCAAUUCAUUCGAUGAGUAUUAUCGUCAGCUAAGAUUGGAGAGAGAGAAAUGCUCACAGCUUAUAGAUGAAGAGCACGAUCACGAAUUAAUUCAUCACCAUUCAGAAAUGUUGUACUGCACUUACACACAGAUGCGAGUGAUUGCCUCAGCGACAAAUUAUGAAACAUUUUACGCUGACACACGUCGUCGUCAUUAA